AUGAGGAGUACUCUCUCCAUUCAACCUUUUCUUCGUAUACAAUCUCUUCAUCGAUCAUCCAUCAUUGUUCAUACUAGAAAACAAUUUCAGACUAUCACAUCUUCCAAGACAACCAUACCCAAAAGAUCUGGAUGGGCAGGCUACAAAUUGAUGAGAGAACUGGACAGAAAAAAAUUUGACGUAAUGGUGGUAUCUCCCAGUACUUCUGUGGGAUCCUUAGAAUUCCGCUGUGUAACAGAACCUGUCAGAGGAUAUUCAAAAGAUAUUGAUUACUAUCAAGCUACUUGUGAUGAUAUUGAUGUGGAAAGCAAGGUGAUUCAUUGUACAAGUCAAGUCCCUGAAACGAAAAAGACAACCUUUUCUUUAGAAUAUGAUAUCUUGGUGAUUAGUGUCGGGUCUUACUCGAAUACAUUCGGUAUCCCUGGGGUGAAGGAACAUGCUUUAUUUCUACGCGACGUCGACCACGCUCGUAGUAUUCGAAAGAGAUUGAUAGAAUGUUUUGAAUAUGCCUCUCAACCUGGUUUGACGGAAACACAGAAAAGAAAUCGAUUACACUUUGUAGUAGCAGGCGCGGGACCAACGGGAAUAGAAUUUUCAGCCGAACUGUAUGAUUUUAUUUCCAGAGAUGCGUCUCGACUUUAUCCUGAGUUGAUCCGUUUUAUCAGUAUGACUUUAUACGACGUGGCUCCUCAUAUUUUGAAUGGGUUUGAUUCAGAUCUCUCUUCCUAUGCUCAUCAACAUUUUGAUCGAAAAGGCAUCCGUAUUAAAACACAACGCUUUGUAGAAUCUGUGAUGGAGGACAAAUUAAUCAUUCGUAAUGAAGGCGAAGUUCCAUAUGGUCUCCUUGUAUGGUCCACUGGUUUAUGCGAAAAUCCAUUAGUAACGAAACUGGAUGUUGCUAAAGAUGACAGAAAACAAAGAAUCUUGACGAACUCUCAUCUUCAAGUACUAGAUAAAUCUCAUAUCCCAUACCCUGACCUAUUCGCUAUUGGAGACUGUGCUACUAUGAAAAAUCAAGAUUUGCCAUUGACUGCUCAGGUGGCAACCCAGAAAGCAAUGUACUUGAGUAAAGUGUUGAACGGUAAUGGAUCUAUCCAAGAAUUCGAGUUUCGAAAUCGAGGAAUGAUGGCUUACAUUGGAGGAUCGGAAGCUUUAGUGGAUAUGUCUUCCGUUCACCAAGGAGCAAAAAACUCUGGUCGAUUAGCAUGGUUACUAUGGCGCUCAGCUUACUUUUCCAUGAGCAUGAGUAUCCGGAAUAGAUUAUUAAUUCCACAUUAUUGGUUGUUGACCUGGAUCUUUGGACGGGAUAUCACUCGAUUUUAGAUGAAAUCCCAACUUGUUGAUAAAUACUUGUAGAUGAUGAAUCCCUUCUGUAAC
Halteromyces radiatus is the source of this 1377-nucleotide messenger RNA. Its product is annotated as pyridine nucleotide-disulfide oxidoreductase-domain-containing protein. The record is from RefSeq and is a predicted model, not a curated record. Gene Ontology annotation, molecular function: NADH dehydrogenase activity. NCBI's taxonomy places the organism in Eukaryota, Fungi, Mucoromycota, Mucoromycetes, Mucorales, Cunninghamellaceae. Bases 1 to 1323 code for a protein of 440 amino acids. The transcript has 15 exons.